Messenger RNA from Galeopterus variegatus (Sunda flying lemur), 818 nucleotides. Its product is annotated as m7GpppX diphosphatase-like. The record is from RefSeq and is a predicted model, not a curated record. Bases 1 to 687 code for a protein of 228 amino acids. Gene Ontology annotation, biological process: deadenylation-dependent decapping of nuclear-transcribed mRNA. The transcript is spliced from 5 exons. NCBI's taxonomy places the organism in Eukaryota, Metazoa, Chordata, Mammalia, Dermoptera, Cynocephalidae. Gene Ontology annotation, molecular function: RNA 7-methylguanosine cap binding; hydrolase activity. Gene Ontology annotation, cellular component: nucleus; P-body.
AUGAGGGACCCAGUGACCUACUGUCAUGGCCUGUGCUGUGUUGUUGCAGAUGUCAAGACGACCGUGGUUUACCCCGCCACAGAGAAACACCUGCAGAAGUACCUGCGCCAGGACCUGCACCUGAUCCGAGAGACGGGAGAUGACUACAGGAAAAUUACCUUACCCUACCUGGAGUCCCAGAGCCUCAGCAUCCAGUGGGUGUAUAACAUUCUUGACAAGAAGGCUGAAGCUGACCGGAUUAUUUUUGAGAACCCAGAUCCUUCUGAUGGCUUCGUCCUCAUCCCUGACCUCAAGUGGAAUCAGCAGCAGCUCGAUGACCUGUAUUUGAUUGCCAUCUGCCAUCGCCGGGGCAUCAGGUCACUUCGGGACCUUACUCCAGAGCACCUGCCGCUGCUCAGGAACAUCCUCUGCCUGGGGCAGGAAGCCAUCCUGCAGCGCUACCAGGUGAAGGGAGACCGCCUCCGUGUGUACCUGCACUAUCUGCCCUCCUACUACCACCUGCACGUGCACUUCACUGCCCUGGGCUUUGAGGCCCCUGGCUCAGGGGUGGAGCGGGCUCACCUGCUAGCUGAGGUGAUCGAGAACCUGGAGUAUGAUGCCACAUACUACCAGCAGCGCACGCUCACCUUCGCCCUCAGGGCUGAUGACCCCCUGCUCACUCUCUUGCAGGAGGGCCAGCCAAGCUGAGUCACCAUGGGGAGAAGAGCACAGAGGGAUAGGAUUUGGGGAGGUGGGAUUUUUAUCUCCAACUGAAUUUUUAAAAAUGUAUUUUGUACUUGCUUCCUCCUAGUAUGUGAAUAAAGUACUGGGCUCAUUCA